AUGCCUAUUGCUAAGGUUCACGCCCGUUCUGUGUACGACUCUCGCGGUAACCCUACCGUUGAGGUCGACAUUGUCACCGAGACUGGCCUCCACCGUGCCAUUGUCCCCUCCGGUGCCUCCACUGGCCAGCACGAGGCUGUUGAGCUCCGUGAUGGUGACAAGACCCACUGGGGUGGCAAGGGUGUCCUCAAGGCCGUGAAGAACGUCAACGAGGUCAUUGGCCCCGCUCUCAUCAAGGAGAACAUUGAUGUCAAGGACCAGGCUAAGGUUGAUGAGUUCCUGAACAAGCUUGACGGCACUCCCAACAAGGCCACCCUUGGUGCCAACGCUAUCCUCGGUGUGAGUCUGGCUGUUGCCAAGGCUGCUGCCGCCGAGAAGGGCGUCCCUCUCUACGCUCACGUCUCCGACCUUGCCGGAACCAAGAAGCCCUACGUCCUUCCCGUCCCCUUCCAGAACGUUCUGAACGGUGGCUCCCACGCCGGUGGCCGUCUGGCUUUCCAGGAGUUCAUGAUUGUCCCUGACUCCGCUCCUUCCUUCACCGAGGCUCUUCGCCAGGGUGCCGAAGUCUACCAGAAGCUCAAGGCUCUCGCCAAGAAGAAGUACGGCCAGUCUGCUGGCAACGUCGGUGACGAGGGUGGUGUUGCUCCCGAUAUUCAGACAGCCGAGGAGGCUCUUGACCUGAUCACCGAGGCUAUCGAGCAGGCCGGCUACACCGGCAAGAUGAACAUCGCCAUGGAUGUUGCCUCCAGCGAGUUCUACAAGAUCGACGCCAAGAAGUACGACCUUGACUUCAAGAACCCCGACAGCGACCCCACCAAGUGGCUCACCUACGAGCAGCUGGCCGACCUUUACAAGUCCCUGGCUACCAAGUACCCCAUUGUCAGCAUUGAGGACCCCUUCGCUGAGGAUGACUGGGAGGCCUGGAGCUACUUCUACAAGACCUCCGACUUCCAGAUUGUCGGUGAUGAUCUGACUGUCACCAACCCCCAGCGCAUCAAGAAGGCCAUCGAGCUCAAGUCUUGCAACGCUCUCCUCCUUAAGGUCAACCAGAUUGGUACCCUGACCGAGUCUAUCCAGGCCGCCAAGGAUUCUUACGCCGACGGCUGGGGUGUCAUGGUCUCUCACCGCUCCGGUGAGACCGAGGAUGUCACCAUCGCUGACAUUGCUGUCGGUCUCCGCGCCGGCCAGAUCAAGACCGGUGCCCCUGCCCGUUCCGAGCGUCUUGCUAAGCUUAACCAGAUCCUCCGUAUUGAGGAGGAGCUUGGUGCCAACGCCAUCUACGCUGGCAGCAACUUCCGCACUUCCGUCAACCUGUAA
Messenger RNA from Penicillium longicatenatum, 1317 nucleotides. It is a transcript of the gene aspf22, whose product is annotated as enolase acuN. The transcript is spliced from 4 exons. The record is from RefSeq and is a predicted model, not a curated record. NCBI's taxonomy places the organism in Eukaryota, Fungi, Ascomycota, Eurotiomycetes, Eurotiales, Aspergillaceae. Gene Ontology annotation, molecular function: phosphopyruvate hydratase activity; magnesium ion binding. Gene Ontology annotation, cellular component: phosphopyruvate hydratase complex. Gene Ontology annotation, biological process: glycolytic process. The coding region runs from base 1 to 1317 and encodes 438 amino acids.